Molecule: messenger RNA, 2550 nt
Organism: Mugil cephalus (flathead mullet)
Lineage: Eukaryota; Metazoa; Chordata; Actinopteri; Mugiliformes; Mugilidae
Product: taste receptor type 1 member 1-like
Exons: 6
Coding region: 88-2550 (820 amino acids)
Biological process (GO): G protein-coupled receptor signaling pathway
Cellular component (GO): membrane
Molecular function (GO): G protein-coupled receptor activity
Source: RefSeq, a predicted model, not a curated record
UGAUCAUCGAGGCUCAGGCAUCACCAGUGUCUCAGAAGUUACAAAAGGCAGGAGAAGACUCCAUUAGAGUUCACAUUGACGACAACCAUGGAACGCAUUCUUGCUGUUUGGUAUCUACUAGGAACUUGUCUCGGUUCUUUGACUCAAUGCACUAUCCCCACCUCAGAGUUUCGUCUGGAAGGAGAUUACCUGAUAGGUGGACUUUUUGAUAUUCAUCUUUUCAGUGAUCAAGUUCAUCACAUUAGACCAGAAGCCACUAACUGCUCAGAUAAAAAAUUUAUUGAGUCAAGCUACCGGAGAUUUCAGCUGAUGAGAUUUUCUGUAGCACAAAUCAACAACUCGACAGAUCUGCUGCCAGGUGUGUCACUCGGCUAUGAAUUAUUUGACCACUGUUCAGAUGCAGAGAAUUUCCCCAGUAUUUUGAACCUUGUCUCUGUUAAUGGAUUGAUCCAACCUUGGAGUGAACAAACCAGGAAUCUGUCCAAAGUAAUAGCAGUGUUGGGCAUGUAUACAACCACUCCAACAUUGACGGCAGCCCCACUCUUCAUGACGGAUCUCAUUCCAAUGGUCAGUUAUGGGGCUUCUAGUUCUGUCUUAUCAAGAAAACAGAUUUUUCCAUCUCUCCUGCGCACGGUACACCCAAACAAAGACGUCAUAGAAGUGAUUUUUACUAUUUUGAAGCAUUUCGAUUGGCGCUGGGUUUCUUUCCUUUACAGUGAUGAUGAGUAUGGAAAAGAUGGACUGGAAUUGUUUAUAAGGAAGAUAAAGGACGCCAACAUCUGCCUAGCAUACAGCAAAGGCCUUAAUACUGACACAAAUUACUACCCUAUAUUAAAACAAAUAGAGGCGCAGAGGAUACGUAUUAUUAUUGUUUUUGCAGUUGAAUGGUUUGCUGAGGCUGUCAUUGGUUCAGCAAUUAAGCAAAAUAUCACCAACAAGGUGUGGGUAGCAGGGGAUGCAUGGUCCUUAAACAAAAAGCUCCCCAAGAUGAAAGGAAUCAGAAAUAUUGGAACUGUACUUGGAGUUUCUGAGGCAACAAUGACCAUACCUGGUUUCAGUGACUUUAUCUAUGCAACCAAAACAGAGGCUCAUUGUGAAAAUGUAGAAGAAGAGAGGUUUUGUAAUCAGAUUUGCAACUGCAGUAGCCAGACUGCUGAGAAAAUCCUUGCUGCGGACCCAUCUUUCUCUUUUCCCGUUUAUUCUGCUGUAUAUGCCGCCGCCCAUGGCUUACACAACGUCAUGCAAUGUGGAGGUGGCAGAUGCAAUACCAAUAUUACAGUACACCCACACAUGGUUCUAGCAGAGAUGAAGAAGUCAAACUUUACACUUUUGAACCACAGUAUUCAGUUUGAUGAGAACGGUGACCCCAUGUUUGGACCCUACUUAAUAGUAUUUUGGAACGACAGUGGUGAUGCGCAAGAGGUCGGCUUUUAUGAUUUUCCCCCAUCGUUCCGUUUCUCCAUCAAUGACAGCAGCAUUAAAUGGUUCUCAGGUGGUAAUGUGCCUACUUCACGCUGUUCCCCAGAAUGUCCUGUGGGAUACAAGAAAAAACAAGAUGGAAUCCAUGAGUGCUGCUUCACUUGUCACAUCUGUCCAAGCGGAACUUAUAUCAACAGCACAGCGGAUCCCUACACAUGCAUCGAGUGCAAGGAGACAGAAUGGUCUGAAGAUGGAAGUACGUCAUGCAGUCUACGGGUGGUGGAUUACAUACCAUACACAGAUGGUGGUGCCAUAGUGAUCAUGGUCAAUACCGGGGUCUUGGUGGGCCUCACAGUAGCUGUAGCUGUUCUUUUUGCCAUCAACUACAACACACCUGUUGUCAGAUCUGCUGGAGGACCAAUGUGCUUCCUGAUUUUAGGCUGCCUCAGUCUGUGUAGUCUUAGUGUUUUCUUUUACUUUGGUACACCAACAGUUGCCUCUUGUAUCCUUAGAUAUUUGCCAUUUCUUUUGUUCUACACUGUUUGUCUAGCUUGUUUUGUCGUGCGCUCUUUUCAAAUUGUUUGCAUCUUCAAAAUAGCUGCCAAGAUCCCAAAGCUCCAGACUUGGUGGACGAAAUACUACGGACAAUGGCUGAUCAUCACUGUGGCAUUUGUCAUCCAGGCACUCUUGCUUCUUAUUGGCUAUUCCAGUACUCCCAGUAAACCUUACAAUGACACAAUUCUAUACCCAGACAGAAUCAUUCUUGACUGUGACAUGAGUCUCAAAGCCCUCUCAAGUGCUGUGGUAUUACUCACGUUUUUGUGCAGCCUUUGUUUCGUUUUCUCCUACAUGGCCAAAGACCUUCCUAAAAAUUACAAUGAGGCCAAAGCGAUAACCUUCUGCCUCCUCCUGCUGAUUUUUACCUGGAUUGUCUUUGCCACUGUGUACAUCCUUUACCGUGGAAAGUACAUCCAAAUUCUUAAUGCAAUGGCAGUACUCUCCAGCCUCUACUCCUUCCUGUUGUGGUAUUUCCUACCGAAAUGUUACAUCAUUAUUUUUCAACCCCACAAAAACACACAGCAGUACUUCCAAGGUCUCAUUCAGAGUUAUACCAAAACAAUUAGCCAAUAG